Molecule: messenger RNA, 2047 nt
Organism: Brachypodium distachyon (stiff brome)
Lineage: Eukaryota; Viridiplantae; Streptophyta; Magnoliopsida; Poales; Poaceae
Product: lysophospholipid acyltransferase LPEAT2
Exons: 13
Coding region: 114-1736 (540 amino acids)
Biological process (GO): phospholipid metabolic process
Molecular function (GO): lysophosphatidylethanolamine acyltransferase activity
Source: RefSeq, a predicted model, not a curated record
UUGCUUCGCUUUCAUAAAAGCCAUAACUCGCCUCCGCCAUUGCUCCCUCUCCCUCCCUUUUAUAACCUUCCUCUUCCGCCGCGUGCCCGGUUCCGCCGCCACGGCCACAAUCCAUGGCCUCGCGAAACCCUAUCCCCGCCUCCCUCUCCACCCCGCUCCUCUCCGACUCCAUCACGCCCUCCCGCGUCGCCAACGGCCACGCGAACCACCACCACGAGGCCGCCGCGUCGGUAUGCGAGGGAGGAGACCCCUUCGCGUUCCUCUCGGAGGAUCGGCCGCCGCAGCCGCGGGAGGCGUCCCCCGCCGACCCGUUCCGCAACGGGACGCCGUCGUGGGGCGACGCGUACGGGUGGGCCAGGACGCUGCUGCUCUUGCCGGUCGCGGUGGCGCGGCUGGUGCUGUUCGGGCUGGCCAUCGCGAUCGGGUACGCCGCCACGUGGGUGGCGCUGCGCGGGUGGACCGACUCGAGGGAGCGGCCGAGGGAGGGCGCCGGCCCCAUGCCGGCCUGGCGCCGCCGGCUCAUGUGGGUCACGCGGAUCUCCGCGCGCUUCAUCCUCUUCUCUUUCGGGUAUCAUUGGAUCAGAAAGAAAGGAAAGCCUGCGGCUAGGGAACUUGCACCUAUAGUUGUUUCCAAUCAUGUAUCGUACAUAGAUCCCAUAUUCUUCUUCUAUGAAUUGUUCCCCACCAUUGUUUCUUCGGAUUCCCAUGAUGCCAUACCAUUUGUUGGGACAAUCAUAAGAGCAAUGCAGGUUAUAUAUGUUGAUAGAUUCUCUCAAGCUUCAAGGAAGGCAGCUGUGAAUGAAAUAAAGAGAAAGGCGGCUGGCAAUAGCUUUCCGCGAGUCCUGUUGUUUCCUGAAGGCACCACAACAAACGGGAGAUUUCUGAUUUCAUUCCAACAUGGAGCAUUCAUACCUGGCUACCCUGUUCAACCUGUUGUUGUUCGUUAUCCACAUGUGCACUUUGACCAGUCAUGGGGAAAUAUAUCACUAGGGAAGCUCAUGUUCAAGAUGUUCACCCAGUUUCACAAUUUCAUGGAGGUAGAGUACCUCCCUAUUGUUUACCCGCCUGAGAUCAAGCAAGAGAACGCCCUUCAUUUUGCAGAGAAUACCAGCUAUGCUAUGGCACAUGCCCUUAAUGUUUUACCGACGUCUUAUUCAUAUGCUGACUCAAUGAUUAUGGCAAGAGCAGUAGAAGCUGGAAAGGAGAAUUGCUCAAAUUAUAUGGUGGAAAUGGCUUGGGUAAAAGAAGCUUAUGGCGUCAGCACAACAGAAGCAAUGGAACUCUUGGAGCACUUUUUGGCUAUGAAUCCGGACAGCAAUGCGCGUGUUAAAGCACGAGAUUUUUGGGCUCUUUUUGGUCUAGACUGCAGUCCUCUAUGCAAGAAGAUAUUUCACUACUUCGAUUUCGAAAAUAAAGAGUCCAUCACAUUCCGUCAGUUUCUGAUCGGGUGUGCGCACCUCAGAAAGCAGCCCUUGUUUGAGGGUGCGUGUUUAACCGCGUUCGAGAAGUGCAAGGACCCUGAAACAUCUACCAUCUCCCCGGUGCAGCUAGCCGAUGCACUCCGGUCGAGCAUUCUUCCGCCAGCAGAUAUCGCGAUGCCGAAGCUGUUCCAGACGUUUGAUGCUGACGAUAAAAUCAGCAAGGACGAUUUCAUAGCAUGCCUUGCUAGGUUCCCUUUCUUGAUCGCUCUCUUUGCCGCCCGGAUCAACGGGGAAGUUUACAUCGAGAUAGUAUGAUGAUUUAUGGAGCAUGGAGUUGUAAAUGCCCCCUCGGUUUAUUUAGGGGACGAAUGCGACACUCCACAACCCAUUUUAUCGAGACAUACAAAACCCAGCCUGCGAACUGGCUAACCAGUACUGUGCGGCAAUUUUGUUGCUUUUCUUUUGAUGGGUUUUUAUAUAGAUAGUAGGAAUGAUGGGAGUCGGGACACUGGGUCCUGCAUGUAUUACAAAACAAAACAGGAUGUGCACAUAGGAAGCCUGUAAACCUUCUCCCAUGUAACGGAAAUAUUAUCAGUAGAGAAUGGAAGUACUCGAAAUGCAAGCAA